CACCUCGGCCGCAACUCACUUCCGCGUUCCCCUUCCUCUCGACUCGGUUCGAACCGGUUUGGGGCCCUCUUCGCAUGGCCGCUUCCAAACCCUAACCCGCAGAUCCUUUGCUCCCCUAAACCCUUCCCCCAAUCCCCCUUCUCCUCCGCCCCGCGGUGCUCGCCGGUGCGGGCACCGCCCUCCGCUGCUCUGCCCGGCGGGACGCUCGGCGUCUCGACCCCCGCCUCAGCCGUCGCGCGUGAGGUGCAUGUCUCAACUCGAUCUGAAGGAUAUAUGUAGUGGAUGUUGAAUGACAUUCUCUAUGGAUUUGAACGCAUCACCAUUGCCUGAAGAAGAGGAUGAGCAGCCUUAUGAAGAACCACCUGGUGAGGCUGAUUAUGCGCAUGAGGAGGAACAUGUUGAGUCUGCUGUUGCAACAUUGCGAAGGGAGCGUGAAGAGAGGCGGAGGAAAUUGAAGAGAGAGCACCAGGAUGAAGGCUCAAUGCAACACCCUCAGCAGAUAAGGAAUGAUUAUGCACCUCCAAUCAAAGUUGGUAGAGGCCGGAUUAAAGAGGCACCUGAGGGUUGGUUGGAUUGUCCUGCAUUUGGUGAGCCAAUAGAUAAAAUCAUACCCUCCAAAGUUCCUCUUGAUGAAACAUUCAAUGAAUCAGUUCCUCCUGGCAAAAGAUAUUCUUCCAAACAAGUAGUAAACAAGCAAAGAAAAGCUGGCCGUGAAAUAGGGCUGGUGAUUGAUCUGACUAAUACUUCUCGAUAUUACUCACCAGCAGAGUGGACAAAGCAAGGUACUAAGCAUCUCAAGAUUCCUUGCAAGGGAAGAGAUGCUGUACCAGAUAAUGAAUCUGUUAACGCAUUUGUCUAUGAGGUGAUGAUGUAUCUUGAACGACAAAAGCAUACCAAGACUCCCAAGUAUAUUCUAGUUCACUGUACCCAUGGUCAUAAUCGUACAGGUUUCAUGAUUAUUCAUUACCUCAUGCGUACACGCAUCUCUUGUGUUGCUGAGGCAAUACGUAUUUUUGCUCAAAGGCGACCUCCUGGUAUAUAUAAGAGGGACUACAUUGAAGCAUUGUAUUCAUUUUAUCACGAGGUUCCUGAGAAUAUAAUUGUAACAUGCCCUUCAACACCAGAAUGGAAGAGGCCUUCUGAUCUUGAUCUAAAUGGUGAAGCUAAGCCAGAUGAUGAUGAUGACAACGGUGAUGUUUCACCAGUACAUAAUGAUGUAGAGGAGAAAGUCAUCACCAAUGAUGAUGUGCUGGGAGACGAUGUACCUUUUGAUCAGCAAGAGGCUCUGCGGAUCGUAUGCUAUCGUUUGCUUGAACUUCCCCCUGCGAGAGGGCAUGCACAAUUUCCAGGAUCACACCCAGUCUCUCUUGACAGUGAUAAUCUGCAGCUACUUAGACAGCGAUACUAUUAUGCUACUUGGAAAGCUGACGGAACCCGAUAUAUGAUGCUUAUAAUGAGGGAUGGUUGUUUCUUGAUUGAUCGGAAUUUUUGCUUUAGGAGAGUUCAGAUGCGCUUUCCCCAUAGGAACCUGAAUGAAGGUCCACAUGAUAUGACAUUGAUUGACGGGGAAAUGAUUAUAGAUACAGUACCUGAUUCAGGAUUGAAGAGGAGGUACUUAGCGUAUGAUCUGAUGGCACUUGAUUCAGUGUCCAAGACAAAGUUGCCUUUCUCUGAGAGGUGGAGAUUAAUUGAAGAUGAAAUAAUCCGGCCACGCCAUAACGAGAGAAAAAUGUUUGAGAGUGGUGCUAAGAGCAAUCCAAUGUACAAAUAUGAUAUGGAGCUAUUUUCGGCCCGGAGAAAGGAUUUCUGGCUUCUGCAUACAGCAAAAAGGGUACUGAAGGAGUUUAUCCCAUCACUUUGCCAUGAUGCUGAUGGCCUGAUAUUUCAGGGCUGGGAUGAUCCUUAUGUAACUCGCACCCAUGAAGGUCUUCUUAAGUGGAAAUACCCUGAAAUGAAUUCAGUUGACUUUUUGUUUGAGGUUGGCAAUGAUAAUCGCCAGCUCGUUUUUCUUUACGAGAGAGGCAAAAAGAAACUCAUGGAUGGUUCUUGGAUGGUAUUUCCAAAUGGAGAAGAUCCAUCAUCUAUCUCUGGGAGGAUUGUUGAGUGCUCUUGGAAUAAGGAACAACAGUGUUGGGUCUGCAUGCGCGUUAGAUUCGAUAAAUCGACUCCUAAUGAUAUCAACACAUAUCGCAAGGUAAUGAGGAGCAUCACAGACAAUAUAACCGAAGACAAGCUUCUAGAAGAGAUCACUGAGAUAAUUUCCCUCCCGAUGUAUGCUGAUAGGAAGAAGGCUGAUGAAAGGAUGGCCCAUGCAAAGAUGGCACAACAUCGGCGGAGAGGGCAGAUGCCACCACAGUAGUGUUAGCCUUGUUGGAGUAGUGCUAGAGCGCCGCUGCCCCGUCUCUCUGGGCUGGGCGUCGGCUGGUUCCAUUAGCUUGUGUAAUUAGUAGAGGUUUAGGGCCGUAUGUUGAUGGCCGGCCAGCCGACUAAUUCUUUGCACUUGUUGUGUGCCCACCGCCUGUAUAUAGUUGUCGCAGCAGAGUAGUCCUGUAAAUCUUGUAUCAUGUUUCUGGAUUCUCUCCUAUGGUUUAGUUUCAUGGGUGUAGUAUAGUUAGUCUUUUAACAAGAGAGGGAGCGUGUUCAAGUCUUGUCUUGUAGUAUUGCCAAAAGUGUCCUAAUGCCGAGGGUGCAUUGAGCUCGGGAAUGCCUCUUAUUAUCCUAUGUUAGGAUUAAUUAAUGAUUGUUAAUUAAGGGACAAUCCCUGCUUUUA
Triticum aestivum (bread wheat) is the source of this 2770-nucleotide messenger RNA. Its product is annotated as mRNA-capping enzyme. The transcript is spliced from 18 exons. Lineage: Eukaryota; Viridiplantae; Streptophyta; Magnoliopsida; Poales; Poaceae. Gene Ontology annotation, molecular function: mRNA guanylyltransferase activity; ATP binding; mRNA 5'-triphosphate monophosphatase activity. The record is from RefSeq and is a predicted model, not a curated record. Gene Ontology annotation, biological process: 7-methylguanosine mRNA capping; protein dephosphorylation. The coding region runs from base 290 to 2359 and encodes 689 amino acids.